AUGAUACUGAUUGACGUCGCAUAUGGCGGUGGUACGGCGGCUGUCGCUCGGGUGGUGAGGAAGCCUGUAUCUUACAGAAAAGAGAAGAUGGGAAGAGCAUGGAAAAGCCGGGUUGCAGCGCUCCCGAAAUCGGCUCUGUCCAAUGGCUGCACGGCAGCAGGAGAAAGAGGCCAGACGGGGAGACGGAGGCAACGGAUCUCGGGUGGCGGAGAGGUGCAGGAGCACAAAAAGAAGAUGAAAUGCAAGGUCGGGUGGGAGAGAGAGGCGUGGUGGCUUCACAGGCGCCCCAAGAGGGCUUCUCGACCGGGUGGAGGGGGCCAAGCGACCAUUGGAAUGGCAGCCCGCCCCGGGUUUCAGAGACGGAGCGAGAAGACGUCGGGCGACACGGAUUCGAGUCCAGCUCAUUCUCAAAACGCCUCACCAUCUGACGCGUACUCGUACUCAAGCUCUGGCGUGCCUUUUCGAUGCUCGCAUCUGACUUUCGACAGCCGGUACUUCCAGACCAGGGAUGUCAGUUCUCUGGCCACCCGGCACAAAGAGCUGCAGGUACCAGCACAGGCCGAUGCUGGACAAAGGCGGCUCGAGGGUGGUACCGCUACUGCAAGAGGCGAAAGCAACCUUACCUGA
This is a messenger RNA of Grosmannia clavigera kw1407, 627 nucleotides long. RefSeq lists its product as uncharacterized. Lineage: Eukaryota; Fungi; Ascomycota; Sordariomycetes; Ophiostomatales; Ophiostomataceae. The record is from RefSeq and is a predicted model, not a curated record. The transcript has 2 exons. Bases 1 to 627 code for a protein of 208 amino acids.